AUGCUUGCUACCAGUUCAGCGGAUCAAACAGCCUGUAUAUGGGAUGUGAGAAAUAUAAAAAUUAAGGAGCCUGAUUGCCUGAAGGUUUUCAAAGUUAACAAAUCUGCUCAGCCAGCUUAUUUCUCACCUAGUGGCCGCAUGUUAGCAGUAACAAGGUACUUUAUUUCUGACCAUUUUCCUACCCUACAACUUGCUUAG
This is a messenger RNA of Triticum turgidum subsp. durum (durum wheat), 198 nucleotides long. Lineage: Eukaryota; Viridiplantae; Streptophyta; Magnoliopsida; Poales; Poaceae. The record is from the annotation of a GenBank genome assembly.